AUGGAGCAGCUGUCUAGCCAGUAUGGCUCUUUAAUCCGCCGCUGUCUGCUCCAAGAGAAGGACUCUUCAGGUCCAUUCCUCAUCAUGGGCACUGGCCGUUUUAUGUUGGACCAGAUCACCGAGGGGCAGCUGGACUGGGCUGCCAUGUCCUCUCCCUUUGACAUUAUGGUACUAGAAGGGCCCAAUGGCCGGAAGGAGUUCCCCAUGUACAGCGGGGAGAAAGCCUAUGUUCAGGGCCUCAAGGAGAAGUUUCCUCAAGAAGAAGCUGCCAUGGACAAGUACAUAAAGCUGGUUAAGGUGGUGUCCAGUGGAGUCAUCUUUGCCAUCUUGCUGAAGCUUUUCCCGUUGCCUAUGGUUCAGCUCCUCAACAAGUGUGGGCUGCUGACUUGUUUCUCUCCGUUCCUUCGUGCAUCCACCCAGAGCUUGUCUGAGGUCUUGAAGCAGCUGCUGGCCUCCCCUGAGCUCCAGGCAGUGCUCGGCUACAUCGUCGUUACUUACGGUGGCUGUGGGCCUUUCUUUACCUUCCUAGAGCUCUCAGAACUUCACCCACCUCCUGUGUCUGCAGGUGUCAGUGUGAAGAAGGGCCAAGAGCUGGUGAACAUCUACUGCCCCAUCGUGAUCUCCAAUGCAGGGCUGUUCAAUACCUACGAGCACUUAUUGCCAGAGCAUGCCCGCUAUCUGCCAGAUGUGAAGAAACGGCUGGCAAUGGUGCGGCACAGCUUGGGCAUUUUCUAUGUUUUCAUCUGCCUACAAGGCAACAAGAAGGACCUGGGUCUGGAGUCCACCAACUACUAUGUUUAUUUUGACAUAGACAUGGACAAGGCGAUGGAGCACUACCUCUCUGUGCCCAGGGAAAAGGCUGCGUGCGGCACACAUCUGCUUUUCUUCAUUUCUUUCCCAUCAACCAAGGACCCGACGUGGGAGGACCGAUUCCCAGACCGGUCCACGAUGAACAUGCUGAUACCCACCGCCUAUGAGUGGUUUGAGUGGCAGGAAGAAAGCCACAGGGAAAGCGGAGCAGUGACUGAGACCCUCAAAAAUGCCUUUGUUGAAGCUGCUAUGUCGGUUGUCCUGAAGCUCUUCCCCCAGCUGGAGGGGCAGGUGGACAGUGUGACUGGAGGAUCCCCACUGACCAGUCAGUUCUAUCUGGCUGCCCCACGAGGUGCCUGCUAUGGGGCUGACCAUGACCUCGACCGCCUGCAUCCUCAUCUGAUAGCCUCCAUGAGGGCUCAAAGCCCCAUCCCCAACCUCUACCUGACAGGCCAGGACGUCUUCACUUGCGGGUUGAUGGGGGCCCUGCAAUGGGCCAUGCUGUGCAGUGGCGCCAUCCUGAAGCGCAACUUGUACUUGGACCUUAAGAAGCUUCACUCAAGGAUCCAGGCACAGAAGUAGCUGCGUCAGGGAUGAGUCAGAGGAAUUUGCCCCGUGGCUAGGGUACCUUUCUGCAUUAGUGCCUUGCCUAUAUAAAGCACUUGUUUUGGUUUUCUGAGCAAAGCUCCAACCCGCAGGCCCAGGGUAGAUCACAGGUCUUAAAGUGAAGCUCUUCUAGCUGAUGCGGAUUAUCUUUUAUAACUUUUAAAGCAUACUAUCCCUACUGAAGACCCAGUCUAGGCAUGGUUUUGGUUCUGUAGGUUCAGAGGGCUCCAGAUGCCAUUUUUGCUGGUUCCAAUGGCUCUUUCAGAGAACAGGGAAAUGUCUGUAGCAGGCUCUGUGUGGUUUUGGGGGUAAUAAGGCAUAAGGACGGAGCACCUCAUAAAAUAAGCAAGGUAUGCACAGGCUUACCUGUGCUUAUUAAUCUAUAGUGCACAAUUCCACCUGUUUUUCUCCACAUCAAGCCUCAAGGCUUAUAUUCCAAAAUAUUUGGGGAAAGGUGAUGUUAGUGAGGGUACAGGACUGGAAAGAUGACUUUGUAGGGGAGAAGCAGAUUGAAACGGCAUUCCAGGCCAAGGGCAGAGCAGAAGACAAGCAGAGGUAACUGAAUGUGCUGUGGCAGAGGGCCCAGCUACCUCCCAGACCUGGGCCUGGUAGAUGGAGGCGUGUGGGGGCAGAAAAUCAAGUCACGAUCAGAGAACGAAAACGCUCAUGAGUUGUGUUGGCAGUUUAUCUGGUGGAUGUAUGGAGACUGGAUGGGAAGGUAAACGAAGGUUUAAGGUUUAAAAAAAAAAGCUUUAUGUUAAACUGAAUCACCAAUUUUACUCAAUUUUAAUGCAGUACUAAUAAACUGAAUCAUUUAUAGCUUUACAAUUUGAAAAUUGCUUUGUUUUCUGUUGUAUGAUACAAUACUACAUUGAGAUGGCAUUCACAGAAGCUAGUACAAUAUUAUGUACUGAAAAAUACUUAUCAGUAGACCAAAUCAGCUUUAAAAAAUAAGAUUAAGUAAUCAUAAUUAAGUUACAGAAAAGCUGAAAAUACAAAACACUGCAAAACAGUGGCAACCGACUAACUAGGCAAAAAAAAAAAAAAGAAUGGCAACAAUU
This is a messenger RNA of Trichechus manatus latirostris (Florida manatee), 2477 nucleotides long. RefSeq names its product all-trans-retinol 13,14-reductase-like. NCBI's taxonomy places the organism in Eukaryota, Metazoa, Chordata, Mammalia, Sirenia, Trichechidae. Gene Ontology annotation, cellular component: endoplasmic reticulum membrane. The record is from RefSeq and is a predicted model, not a curated record. Gene Ontology annotation, molecular function: all-trans-retinol 13,14-reductase activity. Gene Ontology annotation, biological process: retinol metabolic process.